ACUGCAAAGUAGGAUUAUUCCGCGUAAUGUAGAAGAGCAGGUGGAUGAAAAUCCAGACUUUGACGAGAAAAUGAAGAGGCUGAAGGCAACAAUUCCUUUACAGUCUCUCGUGGAUCGAUCUAAAUUGAUGAGGGAGAAACUCGUCACGGUGGAAGACUUCAGAAAUCUAGUGGGCAACUCCAAAAACAUCAAAGCAUUCUGUUACUUUGUGCGAUUCACUGAUCCGAGCGAUCCAACGGUGCGAGUCGUCGAGUGUCAGCUUUAUGUGGAGAAUGUUUUCAUCUCGUCGGCAAAGACGAAGAUCGCGCGCUGUUCGAUGCUGGACCUAAGCGAACCCGUCUGGAAAAGGUCACCAGAGAAACAAGACGUCCUUAACGACGCGUACAUCAGAGCCUGGGAGACAUUCAACUCCAAAACUGUGAAUGACAUUUGCACAUCCCAUAGGAUACUCAGAGAAGGUGAGGUUCCAGAGGGUACAUUCAGCUACGUCGGACACGGCGAUGGGAAGUUCAGCCCGACAAACAUUGCGUCGCUGGUGCGCAUGAAACACCCGUACAAGCCAUCAAUUCGGUCGUCCUUAUCAGAUCUUAUUCUCAUGUCCAGUGAUGAUGCGACAAGUUUCCAGAUUCUAAGAAGAAGUUGUAAUCAGAGCGGACUAUUACUGGAGAUGGAAUCACAACUGAAGCAGUUCCUGACCACCAACACAAUCAUAUGCAAGUUGUUUAUCGCCAAAAAAUUUAUAGCUCAGGGGAAGGGUGGCAGCAAAGAGGCAGCUUGGGUAGACUGCUCCAACUCAGCCCUGGAGAAACUGAAGAAAACAAAGUCUUACAUAAAGAUUAAGCCAAAUACAUCAAAAGAACCACUCAUGACGUGGGAGGUGUUUAAGGCACAAGCAGAAAGCUGGUAUACCGCCCAGGGCCUGCCCGACCCCACCCCAGACAAACCUGACCCCAACCCAGACAUCAGUGUGGCAGAGGAGACGCCUCAGAAGACCAAUAAAGCGGUCACUGAGAAUCCAUACCUGUCUGAGCCCUCAAAUAACAAUGUAACAAGUGGUGCUAAUACUAAGAGUGAAGCACCUGUGGUUGCUUAUACAACUAGAAAGGGGUUGGCAGCCACAGAGACCACCCAACCCGUGGAACCUACUGUUAAAGCCACAGUAUCUUCCACCGGUAACAACUUGACAACCCCAGGAGUGGGGGUCUACAACAGUGAGACAGCGGCGGGGGGCAAUACAACCAUCCAAACUUCCAGUCAGUACUCCUUUGACUACACCAACUACAACCCGCAAUUCAGUUUUGUGUACGAUGCACAGGGCUAUUGCUACAUACUGGAUAGCUCUGGUCAGUAUACUCCAUACACUGCUCAGGCCCAUGCUAUGUACUACAAUAUGUACAGUGGUCAGUAUGGUCAGGCAUCAACUGGUCAGUACACAGUUCCAGGCAGUGAGAAUUAUUCCACACAAACAUUUGGGCAGUACGGUACGUGGGGCACAGAUGGGAAUGCAAACCCCCUAGGCGGUUAUGGGCAGACUCCUGGUACCCAGAUGCAAACCACAACUGCACAGCCACCAGCCACCCCCCCUACAAAAGGGCGCUGGGACCUAAGUGUGAAAGUGCCGAAAACAAUGUCAGAAGCUAAAACUGCCCAAAACUACAGAAACUGCAAUGACACUAAAGGGCAGCGUAAGGCGCAUAGGCUUUUGUCAUCUGGUGUACUGGUUCCGCGGAAGGGGAAAUUCAUACACUGGCGCGAACCCUUGGCUCCGGUCAAUAAAAAGGUUCUGAUGUACCUGGAAGACAGGUUGAUAAAGCGGCGAAAAGUGGACACAUUGGAAGAAAUGUACAUCUGUAGCGGGAUGCCGCUGGCAGAACGGCAAGCAUUAGAAAACCUGUGUCUCAAAUAUGAUUUUAAGCUCAUCAUGCACGGAGCAGACCACAAAAUUUCAGUUAUUCGCUGGUUCAGUGCCCAAGAAACAUUCGCCUGUUUAAAGCGCAACAACAACGUCAGCGGGCGCACAAUACUCGUGGCUGAAAAAGGAGUUCCUACUGGGCUAGAAUGAAUCCGGAACUGAAAUUAUAAUUUUUUUUCGUGCCGAAUUAUCGUUGACGCAGUCUCUGUUGGAGCACAUAGGAGUGGAUGAAAUUUGACAGGGCCUUCGAGGACUGACGGUGAAUGUACUAGUUCAGCGUAAUGACUCGGGAACCUCUCACCAAUGCAGUCGCUGUGAGUUCAAGUCCAGCUCAUGCUGGCUUCCUCUUGUCGUACAUAGGAAGGUCUGGCAGCAACCUGAUUC
This is a messenger RNA of Liolophura sinensis, 2296 nucleotides long. RefSeq lists its product as uncharacterized. The transcript is spliced from 3 exons. Bases 71 to 2062 code for a protein of 663 amino acids. NCBI's taxonomy places the organism in Eukaryota, Metazoa, Mollusca, Polyplacophora, Chitonida, Chitonidae. The record is from RefSeq and is a predicted model, not a curated record.